AUUUAGGAUGCAAUUUUGCCCCGAAAGCGGUGAUUGAGAUGAGAAGUCUCUCAAGGAAACUCUAGAAGUUCCUUCACAGGUGAGACCCAAAAUCCCUCUUACAGCAUACAUCAUCCAAAUCUGAAGUUUCACUUCAGCUAACAGACGUGUCCAGUGACAGUAAUCUGCAUGACACAUAUAUUCUCCAAGUCCUCUGUACGUUGCAGUACUAUCCCUUCCUCAGAUAAACAUCACUACACCAGUCCACUACAAAUAAACAAAGAGCCUCACCUAAGAAGUUCAAUCCAAUUCCACAAAGAGUACUGUCUUUUGUGUUUUAGUACCAUCUUCUAGUUUUCCUACUUUGGUUACUCAAGUGUUGCUAAGAAGAAGUUUUUACUAAGAAAAAAUGGCGACUAACGGGCGAAAUUUCCCGGCACAGAGACAAGAGACUCAGCCCGGGAAACAGCAUGUCAUGAAUCCUGUCCCUGAAACUGGUCACUAUGAGUACAAGCCAGCCAAUAAGCUCCAGGGGAAAGUGGCUCUGGUGACAGGGGGAGACUCAGGGAUAGGAAAGGCAGUGUGCCACUGCUUUGCGCAGGAGGGCGCAACCGUAGCAUUUACAUACGUCAAGGGGCGUGAGGACAAGGAUGCUAGGGACACCCUUCAACUUAUAAAGAGUGUUAAGGGCUCUGGAGCUAAGGAACCCAUAGCAAUCGCGGCAGAUUUGGGGUAUGAUGAGAGCUGCAAAAGGGUGGUUGAUGAGGUGGUUAACGCCUUUGGGCGCAUAGAUAUCCUGGUCAAUAAUUGUGCUGAGCAGUAUGAACGCACAACUAUUGAGGAGGUUGAUGAGCAGAAGCUUGAGAGGGUGUUCAGGACUAAUAUCUACUCCUAUUUCUUUGUCACAAGGCAUGCUCUGAAGCAUAUGCAACAAGGGUCCAGCAUCAUCAAUACAACAUCAGUUCUUGCAUAUAAAGGGAGUCCAACAUUGCUGGACUACACCUCUACCAAAGGAGCAAUUGUGGCCUUCACCAGGGGCCUAGCACUCCAGCUUGUGGAGAAGGGCAUUCGUGUUAAUGAGAUAGCCCCGGGUCCUAUAUGGACUCCCCUGAUUCCGGCCUCAUUUAAGGAGAAAGAGGUUGAGAGCUUUGGUUCAGAGGUGCCCAUGAAGAGGGCAGGGCAGCCUAGUGAGGUUGCGCCUUCUUAUGUGUUCCUUGCUUGCAAUGCAGAUUCCUCUUACAUUACAGGGCAAACUAUCCAUCCUAAUGGUGGUGUUAUUGUGAAUGGCUAAAAACGUGAAGAAUGAAACACGGUUUCUGGUGUGAGGUAUAUAGAACUUUCAAGAGUGCAUCUAUGGUCUAGUUAAUGACUUAGUGCUCUGUUUUACUAUAGUUUCUUUUCCUUAAGGUUGUGUGUAUUCAAGAGGAUGACAUACCUUCUUUGAAUGCGUACCAACAAAGUACAUUAUGGUAAUAAAAGCUUAUGUUUCAUCUAUCAAUAAAAUUUUCAUUCCCAAAAA
This is a messenger RNA of Chenopodium quinoa (quinoa), 1498 nucleotides long. Its product is annotated as NADPH-dependent aldehyde reductase 1, chloroplastic-like. The coding region runs from base 389 to 1270 and encodes 293 amino acids. Lineage: Eukaryota; Viridiplantae; Streptophyta; Magnoliopsida; Caryophyllales; Amaranthaceae. The record is from RefSeq and is a predicted model, not a curated record. Gene Ontology annotation, molecular function: oxidoreductase activity. The transcript has 4 exons.